This is a messenger RNA of Eurytemora carolleeae, 1262 nucleotides long. Its product is annotated as serine/arginine repetitive matrix protein 1. The transcript has 3 exons. Lineage: Eukaryota; Metazoa; Arthropoda; Copepoda; Calanoida; Temoridae. The record is from RefSeq and is a predicted model, not a curated record. The coding region runs from base 25 to 1182 and encodes 385 amino acids. Gene Ontology annotation, cellular component: nucleus. Gene Ontology annotation, biological process: proteasome-mediated ubiquitin-dependent protein catabolic process; protein ubiquitination.
AAUUCUCUUCUUUUCCAGAAUAAUAUGCCAGGCAGACGGGAUUCAAGUGGUUCAACAGACAGGAGACGAAGAUCACGAUCCAGAAAACGAUCUCGAUCUAGAAGCUCGGGCAGAAAACGUCGAGGAUCACCGACUCGAAACAAAAAGUCGUCCCGGCGACGGAGUUCAAGUGAGGAUUCAGAUAAAAACAGUCGUCGACGGCGGAGUAGCAGCAGUGACGGAAGCUCUUCAAGACGUCAAAGACGUAAAUCUUCUUCUCGACCAAGAAGACGACGAUCAUCUUCUCCUAGUCCUAGACGUAAUCGUUCUCGAAGUAGAGACAAAAGACGAAGAUCAGGAAGCAGGAUCAAAAACAAUUUAAACUCUAGGAGUAGGAGUAAAGGACGCAAACCUAGAAAAUAUUCCAGUUCUCCUAGUAGUCUCAGCAGAAGUAGAUCAAGAAGCCGAGAUAAAUCCAGAAGCAAUGUUGUAAAUAAAAAUUCCAAAAAUACUGGAGAUGAUCGAUCAAAUUAUGGAGUUCCUCCACACCCACAUGGAGUUGUUCCUCCUCCAACUUUCGGAGGAGUUCCACCACCCUUAGGAGUAGUUCCUCCGCCAUUUGGAGGAGUUCCCCCACCUUUAGGAGCAGUGCCAUCUCCUUACGGAGGGGUUAAACCACCACCACUUGGAGUAACUCCACCCCCGCUAGGAGUAGUUCCACCUCCCCGGGGUUUACCUCCACAUCAAUCUUCAGGUUCAAGAUUGCCUCCUCCCCCACCUCUAGGUGUUGCCCCGUCAUGGCAGUCUGUAACACCAACAAAUGCUCAGAAGACUAAAAUUAAACCUGCUCCAACCCCAACAAAUGCUUCAGUGAAACUAAGCUUGGGCAAGAGCUCUAGUGGCGGAGGUACUGGAGGCGGCGGAGCAAGAAUCGGAGGCAGUGGAGGCAGUGUAGUAAAAAAACCUAGACUGGCGCAGGUUUUCAACGCCGACGAUAGCAGCGACGAAGAAGAGAUUCCCCCUGAAGCAAGAAUGAAAAUGAGAAACGUAGGUCGGGAGACCGUCACCUCCAGCGGACCAAACAGCUUUGGGAAGACCCGGCAGGGAUUUACCGACACAAACAAAUUAUUCGAAAGGCAAUUGCAAGAGGCCAUGGAUGCGGUGUCCAACGACAACAAGGACAGGCUCAGGGUGAGCAAGUAAAUCCAAUCAUAUGCCCAUUUAACAAAUUUUCAAAUAUAUUUAAUCUUUCUUUGAUCGUGUUCAACAUAUUGGUUUUCAGA